AAAUUGCCACCCAAUAUGAUGCCACGAACUAGUUUGGAACCCUCUACGUGUCAGAUGGCAGAGCCACUGAGUUUUGAGAAAAAGGAAAGCAAGCUCACACCACACAGCUCUUUAAGAAGUCCUGUAGCACAGCAUAACCAUCCCAAUUUCAGACUGAAAAGCCCAGAGAAUGGAAAUAAAAAGAACAAUUUUUUGCUUUGUGAACAAAGCAAACAAUAUUUAGCUGGUCAGGAAGAGAAUUUGGUGGUCUCUUCAAACCCUGGUGGUAUCAAUGGAGAAGUAGGUGGGUCCAAAGGAGACAGAAAGCCAUUACCAACAGGAAACCCAAUGUCACCAUUAAGUCUUGGAAGUAAUUCACCACCCAACCAAGUAAAAACUAAGCCCAGCAAUAACGUGUCUCCUGAAAAAUCAAAAAAAUCUCACAAGUUGUUUGAGAAUGCCCUGUCCGUAAAUAAUCCAGCACUCUUCAACUCUUUAGGACCACCCCUCCGGUCAACAACCUGCCACCGCUGUGGCCUGUUUGGGUCACUGAGGUGUUCCCAGUGCAAGCAGACAUACUACUGCUCCACAGCAUGCCAGAGGAGAGACUGGUCCUCCCACAGCACCAUCUGCAGACCUGUUCAGCAGAGCUUGCACAAACUUGAAGAUAAUAAAUCACCAUUUGAAACAAAGAACAUUGAAGUGAAAAAUGAGAGCGAUGGUCCCCUUGGAAUUAAUAAAGAAAUGACUGCUGGUUCUGAGAGAGUAAUGUUUUCUGAUUUGAGAAGUCUUCAGCUUAAGAAAACCAUGGAAAUAAAGGGUUCAGUUACUGAAUUCAAGCAUCCGAGUCACUUUUAUGUCCAGCUGUAUUCUUCGGAGAUUUUAGAGUACAUGAACCAACUCUCUGCAAGCUUGAAAGAGACAUAUGCAAACAUGGUGCCUGAAGAUGGUUACCUCCCUGUGAAGGGGGAAGUGUGUGUUGCCAAGUACUCGGUUGACCAGACCUGGAACAGAGCGGUAAUACAAGGCGUUGAUGUGUUACAGAAGAAGGCACACGUCUUGUACAUUGAUUAUGGAAAUGAAGAAAUAAUUCCAAUAGACAGAAUUCACCAGCUAAAGAGAAGCAUUGACUUGUUUCCUCCUUCCGCCAUAAAGUGCUUUGUGGCAGGUGUCAUCCCAGCUGGGGCAGAGUGGAGUGAAGACUGCGUGACAGCUGUCAAGGCACUGGUGCUGGAGCAGUUCUGCUCCCUCAGGGUCGUGGACAUCGUAGAGGAAGAAGUGCUCACCUGUGCUGUCAGCCUUGCACUAGAAAGCUCAGGAGAACAGCUGGAGCAUGUGCUUAUGGAGAUGGGAUAUGGUGUGAAACCCGAUGAGCAGAACGCCAAGAAGCAAGGUGUGGAGCAAAGUGCUGCGGACAUUGGAAGAGCGACAGCUGAGAACAAGGUGGCCACAGACAGAAACGUCCUGAUCCCCAAGGUCUUGACCCUGAGUGUGGGUGCCGAGUUCUGUGGUGUGGUUGCCCACAUUCAGACGCCAGAGGACUUCUUCUGCCAGCAGCUGCAGAGUGGCCACAAGCUUGCCGAACUCCAGGAAUCCCUCAGUGAGUACUGUGGCCAAGUGACUCCACGCUCGGAUUUCUAUCCAGCCAUUGGGGAUGUGUGCUGUGCGCAGUUCUCAGAGGAUGAUCAGUGGUACCGCGCCUCAGUUCUGGCCUACGCUUCUGAAGAAUCUGUCCUGGUUGGAUAUGUUGACUAUGGAAACUUUGAAAUUCUUAGUUUGAAAAGACUUUGUCCCAUAAUUCCAAAGUUGUUGGACUUGCCAAUGCAAGCGCUAAAUUGUGUGCUGGCAGGCGUGAAGCCAUCAUUAGGAAUUUGGACUCCAGAAGCUAUUUGUUUCAUGAAAAAGAUCGUACAGAACAAAAUGGUCACCGUGAGAGUGCUGGACAUGCUAGGGACCAGGGCGCUGGUGGAGCUUGUGGACAAGUCCGUGACUCCUCAUGUCAGCACAUCUAAUGCGCUUGUAGACUCAGGCUUUGCUGUGGAGGAAAAGGAGGUAAUGGCAGAUAAAGCUGGCAGCCUGCACACAGACAGCGUUCCCUUGGCCAUAGAAAGAGCAGCCGAGCCCCUGGAGUGGGCAUGGGUUGAGUUCGCUGUUGACGAAAUGGUAGAUGUUAUGGUCUGCGUGAUGUACAAUCCUGGGGAGUUUUAUUGUCACUUUCUUAAAGACGAUGCUGUAAAGAAGCUGGAUGAUUUGAAUAAAUCCUUAGCAGAAUAUUGUGCACAGAAGCUGCCAAAUGGCUUUAAGGCAGAGAUAGGGAGGCCUUGCUGUGCCUUUUUUGCAGGUGACGGCAACUGGUACCGGGCUCUAGUCAGGGAGAUCUUACCAAGUGGCAAUGUUAGAGUGCACUUCGUGGACUACGGGAAUGUUGAGGAAGUCACCACAGACCAGCUCCAGGCGCUGUCGCCACAGUUCUUACUACUUCCGUUUCAAGGGAUGCAGUGCUGGCUAGCAGAUAUACAGCCCAAAAACAAGCAUUGGACAAAAGAAGCCACAGCAAGAUUUCAAGCAUGUGUUGCGGGGCUCAAACUCCAAGCCAGAGUUGUGGAAAUCACUGAAAAGGGGGUGGGAGUUGAACUCACUGAUCUUUCUACUCCCUAUCCCAGAAUAAUUAGUGAUGUUCUCAUCACAGAACAGUUGGUGUUAAGAUGUUCUUCACCACAGAAGAACACAGCCAUUGGCAGAGCUGCUGGCAAACAUAGCCAGAUGGACAACCAGGGGCUGCAAGCCAUCCCUUCAGCAGACCAGUGGAAGACAAUAGAACUGCCAGUUAACAAGACUGUACAAGCGAAUGUGCUAGAAGUCAUAAACCCAAACUUGUUUUAUGCCAUUCCCAGUGAAAUGCCAGAAAAUCAAGAAAAGCUGUGUGUGUUAACGGCCGAAUUGCUAGAACACUGUAAUGCUCAGAAAGGCCAGCCAUCCUACAGACCACGGACAGGAGAAGCAUGCUGUGCCAAAUAUACAAGUGAUGACUUCUGGUACCGGGCCGUUGUUCUGGAAACAUCAGACUCAGACGUGAGAGUGCUGUACGCUGACUACGGAAACAUCGAAAUGCUGCCUCUUUCCCGGGUGCAGCCAGUCUCCGCCAGGCACCUGGAGCUUCCCUUCCACAUCGUCAGAUGCUCACUUGAGGGGCUGGUGGAACUGAACGGAAGCUGCUCGCAGUUAGUGACACAGCUGCUGAGAAAUGCCAUGCUGAACCAGAGCGUGAUCCUUUCUGUCAAAGGAAUCUCGAAGAAUGUCCACACGGUGUCGGUUGAAAAGUGUUCUGAGAACGGAAUGAUCAAUAUAGCUGAGCAGCUGCUGAUGUGUGGCCUGGUGGAAAACCUCUCUUCUAAAAGGAAAACUUCGUCAAGUAAAGAAACGCCACACAGUACGGACUGCUGCUGCGCAGAGUUACAGAAGCAGCUUGAAAAACACGAACAGAUUCUUCUCUUCCUCUUAAACAACCCAACCAACCAAAAUAAAUUUAUAGAGAUGAAAAAGCUGCUGAAAAGCUGAAAGCGGUAUCUCAGAAAUAAGUGCUUGGGAGGAAGGCAACAA
Psammomys obesus (fat sand rat) is the source of this 3579-nucleotide messenger RNA. RefSeq names its product tudor domain containing 1 (gene Tdrd1). The coding region runs from base 16 to 3537 and encodes 1173 amino acids. The record is from RefSeq and is a predicted model, not a curated record. The transcript is spliced from 25 exons. Lineage: Eukaryota; Metazoa; Chordata; Mammalia; Rodentia; Muridae.